GAUAUCAUGAGCCGUGCCUGAUGAGCGCCAGGAUGACGAGCCCCGAGCCGACGGACGGCAGCCGCUCGGGUUCACCCGCGUCGCCCGUGCCCUCGGCCGAGGGCGCAAACCACAAGCCCCGACUUUCGUUCAGCAUCAGCCGACUCCUGGGCGACGACAGCGAACGACGGCCCGACGGCGGCCUGCUCGGGCCUUCGCCGCCGUCGGCCGCCGAGAUGCCCGCGCUCGUGGCGGCCGCGCAGCUCAGCCCGCUGCACCUGGGCGCCAACGGGACGGUGAUCCGCGUGCCCGCGCACCGACCGGCGCCCCUGGGAGCCGCGUUCCCGUCCUUUCCCUGGAUUGGACCCGCGCAUCCGGCCGUCAAAGACCGCCUCCAAGUGCCAUUCGGGCUGCCGAGCGCAAUGCCUCCCGUGCCACCCCGGAGGAUCGGCCACCCGUACCAGAAUCGGACGCCGCCGAAGCGGAAAAAGCCGCGCACAUCGUUCACGCGCAUGCAGAUAUGUGAGCUCGAGAAGCGCUUUCACAAGCAGAAGUACCUGGCCAGUGCCGAAAGGGCAGCUCUUGCCAAACAGCUCAAGAUGACCGACGCCCAAGUCAAAACGUGGUUCCAGAAUCGAAGGACCAAGUGGAGACGCCAGACGGCGGAGGAGCGCGAGGCGGAGCGACACGCGGCUAACCGGCUCAUGAUGUCUCUUCAGGCCGAGGUGGUUAGCAAGUCCAUCUACGAGGGCGCCCGGGACUCGUUGUGCAUGAGCAACGCCUCGCUUCAUGCCCUCCAGUCACUGCAGCCCUGGGCCUCGGAGGCAGCCGCGGCAAACGCGCUUCACGCGAGCGCGGCCGCGGAGCGCAGUCAGGCGGCUGCCGCGUACCUAGCGCAGCCGCCAUCACUCACCUCGCCCCUCUGCUGAUGGGCCGCCGACCAAGCUCUGAUCUCGGACUACGGGCAUUAAGCGUUGAAGCCACAUCGACGCGCCUCUGGGGGAAAAAAUGUGUUCGCAUCACGUGGAGCCAGGAACGCAUCGUAUGGUGGAUCAGUGAUUGCAUUUGCAAUGGAUUCUCAAGUGGACUGCCCUAAGGCUUCGUUGUGACGGCGACUGCGUUAAGGCGGGGAGGUCAUAGCUGUGCUGGUCACACUGACGGACUGAAUACUGCGUUGGUUCCCCAUGUAAGCGGCCCACCCAGCUGGCUGCUAUUGCAGUGCGCGUGUAUAGAGACGUGCAGUGGACGCGAUCGUACAUGUGCUCUCGGUGUGUGCAAGCUGUUUAGUAACGUGUGGGGACGAGUGUCACGUGGCCACACAAUGUGCAUAUCUCGGAACUUCACCGUACUGACGCACUUUAGCGAUGCGAAUAGCUUAACGUGAGCUUCUCCGAACGUUCACUUGAUCGAGACCACAGCUCACUUGCAUCGCUUAGGAAAUAUUAGGCGUUUAGGAUAGAUAUCUUAAUGUAAGGUAUUUUUUUCGAUACAGCACGUUGAUGAGUCAGGUGCAUAUGAUUGCAAGCUUUAAGUUAAUGAAAGCUGCCGUUAUUUUUUUCGCGCAUUCAUCCAAUAAAUGCAGCUUUUCUGAUUUCAUUGUCCUCAUUCUCAAGAGUACAGCAACCUUGUAGCUCGAAAACAUGCCUGUAGAAGUUGAUAUUGUAGCAGCAACAUCAUGUGGUUGACAACGAGGACCCGUGAAGUGUUUAGAUGCGUCUACACUAAAUGUUAUAUGAGGAACAUAAACAAUUCCAAAUGCAUUAUGUGCGCUACAGAGCGCAAAGACAGAGAGCAGGAUAGCGCGCCAGGACAGCAGUGCACAAUGAGAAAAAGAAACCCGAGCAGAGUGAAGCCGGUUAAACGUGUUCUGUGCAGGUAUGAGUGAAGUGCCCAUAGCGUGACCUCCCCGUGGGCCUGCAUGGCCGUCGCCAGCAGCUGUGUAUAGAAAGACGGCGUGAGCGCUGCACACUCAUUGAAAGUGCCAUGACAGCGACGCGAGGUGUGCAAAGAACUGUUUACUAGUCCUCUACGAACACUCUCCGGGCCCGAAAUCAUACAGCACCCGACGUCGCGAAACCCCUUGCAAGUUGAAACCAGUGUCUUCCGCGUCAUGGGACUCUCUGGUGGUGACGACCGUGUUGCCACGCACUCAACACGUGUAAAGCGUUCUCUUGUUUCUUUAUCAGCAUUAUCAUUGUUCCUGUACCGCUGUGUGGCUCUCGGUUUGUUUUUGCGGACGUGACCAUGGUGGCCUCUUCCCUCCCAAGGAAAAGAAAGAAAACAACCCCCAACCGACUCUCUUUCCUGCCAUUUUUUUUCUUUUUGUGCAUUUGGCCUGUUCUUCCAUAACUUCAUUUUUAUCGGCGGCCAGCCACCACAGGCAACCGCUGCCGUGCGCGUUGGAGCCAAAGAAAUGCCAUAGGUGACGCCGAAGCAGCAAAAAAAGCGAUAUGCUCGGGAGUGCGUCCCCCUAAAAGCCGUGUUUUUGUUAUCAACCUCUCUGCCCAAGGAGCAGACCAUAUUGACUCCGGCGUCGGGAGAUGAACGCUUCGCCGCGUCUAAAAGAUUUCAAGCCGCGCAGCAAUGCGUAUUGCCGAAUGGCUUCGGUGAUGCGGCAACAGUCGCGCGUCAUUUGUUGUUGGUAUUGUUUUACUCGUCUGGGCGUACCAUGACUGCCUCUAUCUCGGACAGCGUUUACAGAGGCUCCCACGAAGCCAACGAGUCUGGUAGAAUGCACUGUUGAAAGGUUCGCCGCAAGCGACUGUAGCCUGUUAUGUACAUUAUAUCCCUCUUCUAGGCCGUGCUCUACCAUAUUAAGUGUGAAAAAAGCUGGUUAAUAAAAUAGGCAAUGAUUUUUUUAUUGAUUAUAAAGAUUAUAGGAGAACGAAAUAAUUUGGCAUCAGGGCACGAAAGAGCUGCUGAUGUAUGCGACAAGGUUGCAUCAAUGUUGUCGGAAAUGUUCAACAAGAACACGAAAGAGGUUAUUCACAGUUACAUUUAAAUAAUUUGCAGAUAUGAAUGACCGAGUUGAAUAACAUAGGUAUCCCGAAACGCUUUCUUUUCUAGGCGUUGACUUGCUCUGAAGGAAUUCGGGUCCACAAUGAAAGAAAACUAUUAUGCACGGCUCUCAUAAGGUCUAGAACGUUGUCAUGUAUUAUAUUUGUAAUAUUUGCAUCAUAAUAAACUCAUUCUGUACACAUGA
Rhipicephalus microplus (southern cattle tick) is the source of this 3181-nucleotide messenger RNA. RefSeq names its product T-cell leukemia homeobox protein 2. Lineage: Eukaryota; Metazoa; Arthropoda; Arachnida; Ixodida; Ixodidae. The record is from RefSeq and is a predicted model, not a curated record. Gene Ontology annotation, biological process: animal organ development; regulation of transcription by RNA polymerase II. Gene Ontology annotation, molecular function: RNA polymerase II cis-regulatory region sequence-specific DNA binding; DNA-binding transcription factor activity, RNA polymerase II-specific. Gene Ontology annotation, cellular component: nucleus.